UACAAUUUAUUGUGAUGAAAGAGAAAAAUUUUCCAAGGCCCACUGAAAUAAGCGAUGUGAUAUAGCUGAUAAACAGUCUGCUGACAGUUUAAUGUCUGCAAAAUGUGUGACAAGAAAAACAAGGAUUUCACAACAAACAAGACUUUUUUAGAUAAUUAAUUGGUUCAAAAUGGAGUUGAACGGAAUGGGCAUGGGUAUAGGGGUUGGUGUUGCCGUUGGUUCAUCACCACCCCCCACAGCAGCAAGUACAGCCAAUCCUAAGAAAAAAAGACGCACAAAUGCCAACACAGCUCAAGCAGCACAACGAACACCUGCCAUGCAAGACUUUGUACCUCCACCUCUUUCUGGAUUCGGAGACACAGUGGUUGCCAGCAAUCCCUUUGACGACACUCCUCAGCCUGGUUUGAAUUCAACCAUGUAUAACGGACCACAACAGAUGCACUCACAUCAUCCUCAUCACAUGGGUAAUCCACAAAUGCGUGGAAUGAACCCCAUGUCAGGUGGAAACAUGAAUCCCAUGAUGCCUCAUAUGGGCAAUGUCAAUCCAAUGAACAAUGCAUCAAUGAGCAAUCACAUGAGCCAUAUGGGAAACAUGCCCAAUGCCAAUCAUGCAAUGAAUCCUAAUAUGAAUCCCAUGAGUAAUAUGAGGCCAAAUAUUUCUCAAGUUUCGAUGGGAUCCAUGAACAAUCACAUGAACAUGAAUCACAUGAUGAAUUCUCAAAUGAGCGGUCCUCCGAUGAAUAGUCCCAUCAACGGGAUGAGCCACAACUUGGGAAGUCCGAUGGGUGGUCCAAUAGGAUCGCCUAUAAACAACAUGAGUCCAAACCACAUGGCCAAUAGUGGUUUGAACAUUCCAGCAAUGAACGCGGCUAAUACAGCUCUUCCACAUAACGCACCACAACCUCAUCCCAAUCACAUGAAUCCAAUACGCACUGGUGGCUUAAACAGACCUCACAACAUGCCUCUCGCCAAUAUGAAUUCAGGAGUACCUAACGCCAUGCUAGGCAACGAUCAAAUGAACAAUUUGAACAUGAUGAGGUCACAAAUAACGAACAUGCCCAAUGUCAACAUGAAUCAGCGUAAUCAAAUGGGACACAUGGGCAAUCCAAUGGGAAAUAAUAUGACGAACAAUAUGGGCGUCAAGUCACCUAGUCAUGGAAUGAACAUGGGCAGUACGAUGCCUCAGCACGGAUUGCAAGGGCCUGCACUAGGACCCAAGCCUAUACCAGAAUCCACAGGAAAAGUGUAUCCCCCUGACCAACCCAUGAUAUUCAACCAACAAAAUCCAAACGCUCCUCCGAUCUCGCCAUGUGGAAUCUGCCAUAAAGAAUGCCAUGCAAACGACCAAGCGAUAAUUUGCGAGUCUGGCUGUAAUUUUUGGUAUCAUCGGCGAUGCGUGGGCCUAACAGAACAGGCCUACAAUUUGCUGAUGAAAGAAUAUUGUGCCGAAUGGGCAUGCGACAGGUGCUUACAGUCAAAAAAUAUAUCACUAGUUAAGUUCAAACCUUAAAAUGCAAUGCUCAAGGAAUCGUCGAUAAAAGUAUGUUCUAUAUGCACGAGUAGUUUUUUUAAUUGUCUAUAUUUUUAUCAAAUCAUGGACGAACCGUUGUAGCAACAUACGUUUUUAUGUCAUUUCAAAAGGCAAGUUGAUACAUUUGUCAACAAUCCAUCUUUACAAUAAGUGGGUUGGUACAAUUCAUUAUUUUAAGAAUAAUCAUUUUGUGUAUCCAUCAGAGAACAACAAUAACAACCGAACCGUUUUUAUUUCUGUAGAAAUAAUUUUUUAAUUUCUAGUUCGAACGGAGUAUUAUUAAAUUAUUCACAAAAUAUUUGUAUAUAAUUCAAGAUCAAAAGUAAUUCAACAAGUGUGAGAUUGACAGAUUCGGUUUUAUUAUGUCAAUCAAUCGAAUUUUUAAUACUAUAAGGAAUAUUUUAAUUUUAUGUGUAAACCUAGAUAUAGCAAUAUGAAAAACUUUUUUUUUUUUAUUGCCAUUUUAUUAAAAAAAUCAACCAUAUACUAUUAUACCUCUAA
Molecule: messenger RNA, 2032 nt
Organism: Copidosoma floridanum
Lineage: Eukaryota; Metazoa; Arthropoda; Insecta; Hymenoptera; Encyrtidae
Gene: pygo
Product: pygopus family PHD finger
Source: RefSeq, a predicted model, not a curated record